AUGGUCACAGAGAUCGCGACACACGUCGACAACGAUCCCGUCCCCUUCAGGUGCCUCGAGACACUCAAAGCGUGUUCAUUAGUCUGCCGAGCGUUUCACAACGAGUUCAGCAAAAGAGUCGCUUCUCAAAUUCAUGUUCGGGACACAGUCCCGGAAGACGACAGUGACGAUGAAGACGAACUUGAAGCACCGCGCAGGUGUCUCCACUUGCCGACCCUCGAACGGUUCAAAGACUACAUCGAGCAGAACCCGCAUUUUGCAGACCAAGUCCGCGUCUUCAAAGUCACCCUCCACGUCCACUGGCAAAAGUUGACCGCGGGGACGUCAUUCAAUUAUGUUCUCCCUGCGACGUUGGACCUGCUCGCACAGAUAUUACCGCUGUUGCCGCGCCUACAGCACUUCUGGCUCCAAGCAUCCAACUCGAUCCACUGGGACGAAUUUGAGCCUCUCCAGAGCACGAUACAAAAUUUCUGCAUGAAGACGCCUAUCACUCGCCUCACAGUGGGCAGCUCGAUCAAGGACGUCCCGUCUUUUCAGAUCACGCACAACCCAAAGCUCAUGUACCUGACCUUGGACAAUAUCAGCAUCGAGCCACACCUGGAAGGCGGCAUCGUCCAACCCCAAGUGUCUCUAGUCGAACUCGAUAUCGACUCGUCGUGGAUUUACAGUGAUCUUCCCAACUUUUAUCCACAAGCCCUCGCAGACCUUCGCCGUUUCCGGUUUAGCUCCAACCGCUUCAACGUUGAUUCUGUCCAAACUAUCCUCUCCAAGGCUGGACCAGCACUACAAGAGUUCGAAUGCAAAGGGUGCUGCAACACCCAAGUGGGCGCAGACGCAGAAGAACUAGCAGAGUCAAUGGGCCCCUUCGACUUUUCCUCCAACACCCAACUCCGCGAAAUCCAUUUCCGCUACUUCACAAUGCACGGCCGCCUCACCGACUUUGGCCCGCGCAUGUGCACCUCCCUCGAAUCGCUGUCCGGAUCCACCUCCAAAGUCGAACGAAUCACCCUCGAGUUCGCAGUGACAAACGAAGACGCACUGGUCAAUGUCCUCGACUUUGCGAAUUGGACGGCCAUCGAGAGGGUGAUGCAGACGCCAUCUGCGUUUCCUAGUCUGCGGUCGUUCAAUAUCGUCCUGAGCGGGUUGCGCACCUUCCCCAUCUGCGACAAAGUGUCCAUCCCCACCCUUCGAACCCAAGUCAGAAGAUUGUUCCCCCAGUUCCAUGAUUCUCGGAAGGUCGCGUUCAAAGUUAGAACUUCAGCAUGA
Molecule: messenger RNA, 1266 nt
Organism: Coprinopsis cinerea okayama7#130
Lineage: Eukaryota; Fungi; Basidiomycota; Agaricomycetes; Agaricales; Psathyrellaceae
Exons: 2
Coding region: 1-1266 (421 amino acids)
Source: RefSeq, a predicted model, not a curated record